AUGGAGAAUGCUCAGCGCGUGGUGACCGAUAUCGUAGCGAGAUGUCGAUACCGCGGCGUGGAGGUGUCCGAGACGCUCGCGGCGUUCACAGCGCGACUGGUUGUGCAUCGUAGUCAGCGUCAUCUCGUGCUGGAGCAGCCAAUGUCUCCAGAAGACGAGUUGUAUCUGACUGAGCAGUGCGAAAAAGCUCUUCUGCGUAGUGAUGAUCCAGCCAUGGAGACCGUCAAGAUGCAGCUCGAGUUCGACUUUACAUACGCGAAUCUCGAGGAGGAAUUGCGCUCAAGAAAAGAGCGCAAGGAGCAAGCGGUGGCCAAAUUGCAGCGUACGAUCUCUUCGCUUGUACCGGAGAAAGCCACUGACUUCGAGACGCUUUCGACGUUGUACAAGCACAUUUUCACCUUAUUAAUGCUAGAUGCGGGUGGUCUUGGCAAUUAUAACGAGGACGACGGUAACAAUAACAGUAAAAACAGUAGUUUCAGUAAACCAGCAGAGCGUCGUGCCAUGGAAAAGGAGGUAGCUGCAGCGCUCGAGAGCGUUUUCCCACGUAUUGGCUUGAAGUCCUUUGCGACGAUGUCUCCUGAGGAUAAGCGUUUCCAACUGGAUGAGCUCAUGCGCAUCGUUGAGGGAAUUCGCUUAUUCAACAAGGAACUGGGUAAAGGUGGCGCUGGUAUAGCAGCCAGUGCGCGAGACAUUGAGGAAAACGUCGCCGCGUUGGCAAAACUAGUGCGAGACGAGGUUCGAGACGCCAAUGAGAUCUGUACACAGUAUACUGAGGUGCUUUUGCAUGUGCAUCACCAACUGGGAGCAGGAGAAGAUGCAAACUCCUUAGAACCACCACCGAGUCUCGAUGAAAUCGCGCGAUGGCAAGAUGAACUGAGCAAUCGAAGACAGUUCCUCUCCUACCUGCAAAGUCUCGAAGAAGAUAUCGCGUUCUCCCACGAGAAGGUAGGCACACGACUGCAGAUGUUCCAGGCAGAUAUGAGCGCUCUGCAAAACCUCGUGGGGGCACGUACAUCGCUACCAAAAUCCCAUGUGUAUCCACUGUUUGAAGCCGUGUCUCGUUCAUGGGCCGAGUUGCACCAAGAGCACGAGUUGCUACAGGCUCGUGCUCGAGCUCUACGCUCAUUACUGCGCUUCAAAUCGACGUUCACACGUACGUUAUCGUCAGAAUCGCCCAUUGUACGACAAGCACGACGUGGAGGUUCCAUUCCGACUGAAGAUCUCUUCUCUCAUGUCGAGACUUUUCCAGCUGAAAGUCAACUGACCGCUGAUGGUAAAACUCGGAGCUUUGGCGUGGAAGGUGAAGACUUAAACGGCGACGAAGACAACAGCAAUCCCAAUGAAGAAGAAGGUUCAGGUUUUCCCAUUCGAAUGCCAGUGGAAUCAACACCGGAGUUCAUGCAACUGCCACUCGAGUAUCAAGGUUUCUGUCCAUGGACAGUAGUGGAGCGUGGAGGUUUGCUGCUUCCUGGAGAUCCGUCGCUUGGAGUCGUGCAGUACCGCAACGCCUACCACGUCUUCGUCAAUGAACGUGCACUAGGAGAGUUCAUGAUUCAUCCACGGCGCUAUGUCCAGGGAGUUCUACGUCGUGCAGCACGUCAACCAGCGCUGAUUUACCUGCUGCGUCUGCAAGAGUCUUUCCCGAACAUCACGCUGUCUUCGCUGCUCAAAAUGUGUCAUCGAUUCCGUGCUGAAGGAGCUCGUGGGGUGCAUCCGUUGCUGGCCCCUCCGCCGUCGCAGAAAGUGGACGCUAGCACAGCCACACCCACGCACUUUGUGGACAAGCACAUUGACUACAACUACGAUUGGAACGAGUGGAAUCUCCGUCGCAAAGCCAUCAAAAUCGCCAAUCUCCGACACUGCCGCACUGUGGGCGCACAAACAGCACUCAGCAGCUUCCGUCGCGAAGUCGAUACUCAGGUUUAUCUACCGGUUGACGUAAGCUGCCAAACCAGCAAGACACAAGGGACGAAUCCACCGCGAGUCACCACUUACUUCACCGGACUACGCAGAGGCCACGUCUACUCCAUUGACGAUGCCAAACGCGCCGUGGCCAAAGAAGCGAAUUCAACUAGUAAGAAGAGCCGUCGAUCCAAACACAACGAAGACGCAAAAGAGGGCAAAGCUGUGGAACGAGACGACAACCAACCGGUCAUCGUCUCCUACACGUUUGAUUUGUCAUAGUAAAAAUUUGGUUUUCAUCUAAAAAAAUUCGAGCCAUAAAAAAUUUAGCGACUUGAA
This is a messenger RNA of Phytophthora nicotianae INRA-310, 2241 nucleotides long. RefSeq lists its product as hypothetical. The record is from RefSeq and is a predicted model, not a curated record. Bases 1 to 2184 code for a protein of 727 amino acids. NCBI's taxonomy places the organism in Eukaryota, Oomycota, Peronosporomycetes, Peronosporales, Peronosporaceae. The transcript has a single exon. Gene Ontology annotation, biological process: regulation of cilium beat frequency. Gene Ontology annotation, cellular component: axoneme; ciliary basal body.